UGGAAUGAUACGCCAUAAAUUCUCAGUCUACAUAAGGCUCUUCAGUCUGACGGUCUGGCAGUUCUGAGUUUCUAGCUUCCUUGGUGAAUAUGCAGUCCUGUAAGGUUAUUAUAUGUCUUGGGCUCCUUGCUGUUGGAUUUCGCCAGGCUCUAGCAGCCUAUGGCGGAGGGACCUGCACCAUACCCCAGGCCGGUAGCCCAGGGGCCACGACUGUUUGUACUGGAACUGCAAACGGAUUCUGUUUGGUUGAUACUUUCACCACUGCGGGUGCUCCUCAACUCACGUCCGCCGUUGCUGCUGGGAGAUGUGUCUGUUAUUAUGGAUACACUGGUACAAAUUGUCAAACUGUUGAUUCUACGGCCACAACGUCGUCAACGACUUCUUCAACCGGAACUGGUAACGCCAUUGCAGCACUGGGACUAGGGCUUGCUGCAGCCUGGGCACUCAGUCAGGGGCUCGGGGGAGGGCAGAAUGCACUUGGUAUCGGAUCUGGUUCGGCACAGAGUGCACGGGAAGCCUACUACCUUCAACAAGCUAUGGGAGGAGGAGGGGGUUAUGGUUAUGGUUAUGGCAAAUAAAAGGCAGCGAACGAUUAGUGAAUAACAUAUAGACCUUGACAGGAUUCAAUUGGAUG
Messenger RNA from Saccostrea cuccullata (small rock oyster), 634 nucleotides. RefSeq lists its product as uncharacterized. The record is from RefSeq and is a predicted model, not a curated record. The transcript is spliced from 4 exons. Lineage: Eukaryota; Metazoa; Mollusca; Bivalvia; Ostreida; Ostreidae. The coding region runs from base 90 to 578 and encodes 162 amino acids.